This is a messenger RNA of Cylicocyclus nassatus, 1372 nucleotides long. The record is from the annotation of a GenBank genome assembly. NCBI's taxonomy places the organism in Eukaryota, Metazoa, Nematoda, Chromadorea, Rhabditida, Strongylidae.
AUGUCAUCUGACAUGGAUCAAAGUGUGCUGACAAUCUCUGUUGAAACGAAAGCAAAUGAUCUGCCAUUUCCACGAUUUGGCCAACCGCAAAGGCUCGGCGAGUAUACUGUGACACGCGAUCGACAAUUGGUGCCAGGCAGAGAAGACGCAAAAUAUUUGUACGAAGCUGCAUUGGCUGACGGCGGAAGAGUGAGACUCGAUUUGAAUCAGGGAUUUGAUACAUUUGAAGAAAAAGAGGGGGACGAAAGGCUUGACAUUUUGUUGGAAUGGGUUGUUUCUCAAGCACCUCGUGGUGGUCCCUUGAAAAAGGUGCUCCAUGAAGCUGAUUUCGUUUGUUGGAGAGGACUAUUGACGCGGAUAGCCGCUACACCGUUCUGCCCUAAAGAUUCUUGGGAGUUCGUUGCUGCUCGCAUUGGUGGUGUAAUUUUUCUGUGUGAAAGAGAAACAGAAGAGACCAGGAUAAGGAAGCAAUCCAUGUCACAGCGGGAGAAGAUGAUGACAUACUGGGGUUUCAAAUUCGAACAGUAUAUGACUGUGACUGAGAAAGAUGAUCAGCCAAGGACAGAUGAUAUCGUCACCUGCCGUGAAGAAUUUGCAGUAGUUGUUCGUUCUACUUUGGCAGCCACGACUGGCAAACCUUUAAAAUUAGUUUACAGUGGUGAAGUGGACGCAAUUAAUGCAGAAGGCGAUAUGGUAGAGUUAAAAACUCAGCGACAUGCUCUUGAGGGUUUCUUCUGGAAACAGAAAAGUCUAAAAUGGUGGCUGCAAUCGUUUCUACUUGGUAUUCGAGACAUUAUUGUAGGAUAUCGUGAUGACGAUGGUUUCGUCAAGAAAGUUGGUUUUGUGCACACGGAUGAACUUUGCAAACGAGGCGAAUGGUCUGGAAAUAUUUGCAUAAAUCUCCUUUCGAGUGUGCUUACAUCGGUUCGUAGUCUGCUUGAACGUGAUGGCGAAGCAUGCAUUGUUCGAUAUAUGCAAAAUCGUAGUAAAAUAACAAUACACUCAGCUGCAUUAGCUGAUGUAGAUUUUUUUACUCAUAACUUCAGGGUUCAUUUUAAUCUUGAGUAAAAAAUCUCAUUAGGUAUCACAGCAAUUUCCUACACAUCAUUGUGGAUUAAAGUGCUUCUGACUCGUACCUAGUGGAAAAGUCUGUUUUGUUGAAACUAGAGUUUUCUAUUUGUGUUCUAAAUCUGUGCCUUGUCAAAUAUCAUGGUCCUCGAACUUGUUCCUAUCGUUAUCGCGGUUGUGCUUAUAUGGAUUUAUUUUUGAGGCCUUGAUCUCAGCUAUUGUUAUGCUCAUGCUUUUUUUGACCUGUUACGGCAAAACUAAUUCUAUCGUCGUCUCCCCGCGAUAGAUGGGGCGUGUUGUCUGC